This is a messenger RNA of Musca vetustissima, 622 nucleotides long. RefSeq names its product PRL-1 phosphatase-like. Lineage: Eukaryota; Metazoa; Arthropoda; Insecta; Diptera; Muscidae. The transcript is spliced from 4 exons. The record is from RefSeq and is a predicted model, not a curated record. The annotation marks the transcript as partial. Gene Ontology annotation, cellular component: nucleus.
GUUUAUUAUCAUUAUAAUUAUAUAAGAAGACAAAUUGUAUUUUGAUAUUAUUAAUGAGCAACAUGCGUCAAAAGGAUUUACGCCCCGCACCAGCUCUUAUUGAGUUUAAGGGAAUGAAGUUCCUAAUCACUGAUCGGCCAUCAGAUGUUACCAUACAUCAUUAUAUUAUGGAAUUAAAGAAAAACAAUGUGAAUACUGUGGUUCGCGUCUGCGAGCCCAGCUAUAACACUGAAGAAUUGGAAGCACAAGGCAUCACCGUUAAAGAUUUAGCAUUCGAAGAUGGUACUUUCCCGCCGCAGAAUGUUGUUGACGAAUGGUUUGAGAUUUUAAAACAGAAUUUUAGUAAGAAAUCCUCCUCCUCCUCGCGUGCAUCCUUUUUGAGAAACAAACGUUUUUCACUGCGACAUUCGUUCCGAUUCCAUAAAUCUUCUGCCGAUAAUACCAAUAACAACACCACAACCAAUACCAAGAAUUCCUCUUCUAAUACUACUACUACUACUACAACAACAUCGACAAGUCCAACAUCGACUACUACCUACAACACAAUUAAUAAUAUGCAAUAUCAAAAUUUAAAUAAUACCCUAAUUCACGAUGAAAAAGAUUCAGCCAAUAAUAGUAGGAG